AUGAGUUUAAAAUUAAAUAUUCAAAGAUGAUUAUUUUCUACAAAUGCUAAGGAUAUCGCGGUUCUGUAUUUUAUUUUUGCUUUAUUUUCAGCAAUGAUUGGUACAGGAUUAUCCGCUAUAAUUAGAUUAGAAUUAGCUAACACAGGAUCACCGUUCUUACAUGGAAAUACUCAAGCAUUUAAUGUAGUGAUCACAGCUCAUGCAAUAUUAAUGAUAUUCUUCUUCGUCAUGCCAGCUUUAGUAGGAGGUUUUGGUAAUUACUUAAUGCCAUUAAUGUUAGGAGCUAGUGAUAUGGCUUUCGCUAGAUUAAACAAUAUCUCAUUCUGAUUAUUAGUACCUUCAUUAAUAUUAAUAUUAACUUCAGCUUUAGUUGAAGCUGGUGCUGGUACAGGAUGAACUGUAUAUUUCCCAUUAGCAGGUAUCCAAUCACAUAGUGGUCCAGCUGUAGAUUUAGCUAUCUUCAGUUUACAUUUAUCAGGAUUCUCAUCAUUAUUAGGAGCUAUCAACUUCAUAACAACUUUCAUUAACAUGAGAACAAUUGGAAUGAAAUAUGAGAAUGUUCCAUUAUUCGCUUGAGCAGUAUUAUUUACAGCUAUCUUAUUAUUAUUAAGUUUACCUGUAUUAGCUGCUGGAUUAACAAUGGGAAUCUUCGAUAGAAACUUUAAUACUUCAUUCUUCGAGUAUGCAGGUGGUGGUGAUGCUGUAUUAUACCAACACCUAUUCUAUUGAUGAAAUCACCCAGAGGUAUAUAUUUUAAUUAUACCUGGAUUCGGUAUAAUUAGUCAUGCAGUUUCUGCAAUCGCAUCUAAACCAGUAUUUGGUGUACAAGGAAUGAUUUACGCUAUGUGAUCUAUUGGAUUAUUAGGAUUCUGUGUUUGAAGUCAUCACAUGUUUGCCGUAGGUUUAGAUUCAGAUACUAGAGCUUACUUCACAUCAGCUACAAUGGUUAUUGCUGUACCAACAUCUAUUAAAAUCUUCUCUUGAUUAGCAACUCUUUACGGAGGUACAAUCAGAUUAAACGUAACUGCAUUAUUUGCUUUAGGUUUCAUCUUCUUAUUCACAAUAGGUGGAUUAACAGGAGUUGUAUUAGCUAACUCAGCAUUAGAUAUCCCAUUCCACGAUUCAUACUAUGUAGUAGCUCAUUUCCACUAUGUAUUAUCAAUGGGAGCAGUAUUCUCAAUCUUCUGUGGUUGAUACUUAUGAUCACCUAAAAUCUUAGGAUUACACUAUAACGAGAGAUUAAGUCAUAUUCACUUCUGAUUAAUGUUCAUUGGAGUUAAUGUUACAUUCUUCCCUAUGCACUUCUUAGGUCUACAAGGAAUGCCAAGAAGAAUUAAUGAUUAUCCAGAUGCUUUCAUCGGUUGAAACCAAGUAGCAUCAUUAGGAUCAAUCAUAUCUAUCGUAGCUUCAAUAGUAUUUAUCUAUGUAGUAUAUGACCAAUUAACAAAUGGAUUACACCAAGGAAAUAAAGCAUUAGACAGUCAAUUUAAACCAAGCUUUAUGGGAACUAACUUAAAUGUAGAAGGAUAUACAGGACCAACAUUAGAGUGAACAGUAUCAACACCACCUUCAUUACAUGCAUUUAAUACUCCAGCUGUAUUAUACUAG
Yarrowia lipolytica CLIB122 is the source of this 1608-nucleotide messenger RNA. NCBI's taxonomy places the organism in Eukaryota, Fungi, Ascomycota, Dipodascomycetes, Dipodascales. The record is from the annotation of a RefSeq genome assembly.